UUAAUUAUUUUGGAUCCACAAACUUUGUAUAUCAAGCAUUGCCUUUAUUGAAACGUUCUCCAAAAUCAAGGGUCGUUGUCGUUUCUUCGGCUGCUGGACUUGUGGGUGCGCCAUUCAGAACUGGUUAUUCUGGUUCUAAAUUUGCUGUUAGAGGAUUUUUCACCGCCUUGGCUUCUGAAAUUGCCGAAAAUGAUGUUUAUGUUACUGUAGCCUACCCAGGCCCCGUUAAAACCCAAAUAAACAAUACACGUCUUGGAAAAGCACCUCGUGAACUAGAUGUUUCCAACGCAAUUACUCCUGAAAAAUGUGCCCAAAUUAUAUACGAAGCAACAUUAAAUGGUGACAAGGAAGUAAUGUUUGAAAAUCUCGGUAGAAUCGUUAAAACAAUGGAAGGCCCAUUUCCUUAUCUUGUUUCUUGGUUUACUAGUAGAGUACAAAAUAGUCUUAAUAAGAGAAAAUAA
Molecule: messenger RNA, 461 nt
Organism: Dentiscutata heterogama
Lineage: Eukaryota; Fungi; Glomeromycota; Glomeromycetes; Diversisporales; Gigasporaceae
Source: the annotation of a GenBank genome assembly